This is a messenger RNA of Phytophthora sojae, 717 nucleotides long. RefSeq lists its product as hypothetical. Lineage: Eukaryota; Oomycota; Peronosporomycetes; Peronosporales; Peronosporaceae. The annotation marks the transcript as partial. The transcript is spliced from 3 exons. The record is from RefSeq and is a predicted model, not a curated record. Gene Ontology annotation, molecular function: transcription corepressor activity. Gene Ontology annotation, biological process: negative regulation of DNA-templated transcription.
AUGACCGUGUCCGAGCGGGACGACGCCGACCGUCGAGCGGAGAUCCCGGCGCUGCUCUCCGCGGCCGAGCAGCAGCACAGCAGGCAGCUCUACGCGCCUCAGUGUCGCCAGCGCGGGGGCUGGCGCGACGGCGAACGCCCGCAACUCUCCGGUGUCCAGAUCGUGGAAUUCGUUCAAACGUAUGCGUGGCCCAAAGAGACGGAGAUGGUGAGUUUGUGCUACUCAAUGAACGAGAAUGCGCUGCAAUCCCUGUUCGAAGCGGACUAUGAUGUGCCUACAGCGGUGGAGAUUAUUCACGAAGCUCGUCGCGAGAAACUGAGACUAAAACGAGAAGAGGCGGAACGGAUUCACAAAUUCACAUUUGAGAAGGCCAUGGAUAGACAUGGCAAAAAGUUCCAUCUCGUCAAGAGAAGACUUGGUCGGCAGGUGACAACCCGCGAGUUGGUGAGCAAGUUUUACUUGUGGAAGAAGACGCCCGAGUACGAGCAAUGGCACGAACGCCAGCGGGAGAAGAAGAGAGCGAGGGAAGCCAAGCGGAUGGCUCGAAUGCGACCCGCUGCAGACCAGCACAGAGAGUAUUGCGAAAUGUGCUUGAAGGGCGGCAAGUUGCUGUGCUGUGAUGGCUGCGAGCGAGCGUAUCACCUUAACUGCGUACGGCCAUCUCUGUUAGACGUCCCCGAGGGUGACUGGUUCUGCCCGUACUGUCGGGAUGCAUCU